CGAAACCCUAGUGUCAAGUGAGCCACGCAGCAGGAGCAGGUCAUCUUCUUCGUGAAAGAUCCGCACUCAGAAGGAUUUACGCAAAAUGACUUUCAAGCGAAGGAACGGAGGACGCAACAAGCACGGCCGUGGUCACGUCAAGUUUAUUCGCUGCUCUAACUGUGGAAAAUGCUGUCCUAAGGACAAGGCUAUUAAAAGAUUUCUUGUGAGGAACAUAGUGGAGCAAGCUGCUGUAAGGGAUGUUCAAGAAGCUUGUGCUUUUGAUCAGUACACCCUUCCCAAGUUGUAUGUGAAAAUGCAAUACUGUGUUUCCUGUGCAAUUCACUCGAAAGUUGUUAGGGUUCGCUCACGAACUGAUAGGAGGAACCGUGAGCCCCCGAAGCGAUUCACUCGCCCAAGGGAUGAUUUGCCCAAGCCAGGUCAAGCACCCCGUGCAGGUGGUCCAGGUGGUCCUCCCCCUGCUCGUACUUAAGUUACCGUCUGAUGAAUGAAUGUACCAUGAGGUCAAUUUUGAAUUAUCAUGCUUUUAAAUACCGAGAUUAUGAAUUUAGAUUUUGUAUUAGAUUCUUGUUGUUCCGGGAAAAUCGGUGAUAUUUAUAACUUCAUUUGGGUAUGCCGGGUUGAUUUACUCGGUAGCAUCUGAUUCUGUUGCUGACUGGAGUUCAUUUGAUAUGAGCUAUUUCAUCCCCAGCAGUUAAUACAGAUAGAUCCUAAUAAACCGACAUCCUUUCUUAUC
Messenger RNA from Cynara cardunculus var. scolymus (artichoke), 736 nucleotides. RefSeq names its product 40S ribosomal protein S26-1-like. NCBI's taxonomy places the organism in Eukaryota, Viridiplantae, Streptophyta, Magnoliopsida, Asterales, Asteraceae. Gene Ontology annotation, biological process: translation. Gene Ontology annotation, cellular component: cytosolic small ribosomal subunit; ribosome. The record is from RefSeq and is a predicted model, not a curated record. Gene Ontology annotation, molecular function: structural constituent of ribosome; mRNA binding. The transcript has 5 exons. The coding region runs from base 86 to 472 and encodes 128 amino acids.